Molecule: messenger RNA, 1336 nt
Organism: Ilex paraguariensis (yerba mate)
Lineage: Eukaryota; Viridiplantae; Streptophyta; Magnoliopsida; Aquifoliales; Aquifoliaceae
Source: the annotation of a GenBank genome assembly
CUCUGGCACGGCAUUGCAAUAAUUUGCCACUGAAGUCUUCUUCCACAUCCGGUGACAAGGGGUUCUUCAACUUGAAACAAGGAGAAUAUUUACAUAUACAGUGGCAAUGAACUUUAUUCAACAUUUGCUUGAAAUUUCGAAGUGCAUAUGGGAUAAAAUCAUGAUACUCAUGGGUUAUAAAAGAAGCCCGACAACGAAUAUCGAAGAGGAGCUUAGCAAAAGGGAUGAACACCCUAUGAAAGCCUUUGGAUGGGCAGCCAGAGAUCAUUCCGGUGUCCUCUUUCCAUUCAAGUUCUCAAGAAGGGCAAUAGGUGAUGAAGAUGUGAGGUUCAAAGUGUUAUAUAGUGGGAUCUGUCAUUCUGACCUUCACUUCAUCAAAAACGAAUUAGGAGUGUCCCAGUAUCCUCUUGUCCCUGGGCACGAAAUUGUGGGGGUUGUGACAGAGGUGGGUUCCAAUGUACAAAAGUUCAUGGUUGGAGACAAAGUUGGUGUAGGUUGCUUGGUUGAUGCAUGUCACUCGUGUGACAACUGUGCUGACAAUCUUGAGAAUUAUUGUCCUAGACUUGUACUAACCUACAAUUCCACCUACUAUGAUGGAACUAUCACAUAUGGAGGUUUUUCUGAUACCAUGGUUGCUGAUGAACAUUUUGUUGUUCUCAUGCCUGAUAGCCUCCCUCUUGCUGCUAGUGCCCCUCUCCUAUGUGCGGGGAUUACUGUUUACAGCCCUUUGAAAUAUUUUGGACUCGAUAAGCCUGGUAUUCAUGUUGGUGUAGUGGGACUGGGAGGGUUAGGCCAUGUAGCUGUAAAGUUUGCGAAGGCUUUUGGGGCAAAAGUGACGGUGAUCAGUACCUCUUCUCAUAAGAAGAACGAUGCGAUUGAUCAUCUAGGUGCAGAUUCUUUCUUGUUCAGUCGUGACCAAGAGCAGAUGAAGGCUGCAAUGGGCACAAUGGAUGGCAUCAUUGACACCAUCCCUGCAAUUCACCCUCUUCAACCAUUGAUUGGACUCUUGAAGUCUCAUUCAAUAUUGGUCUUACUCGGGUUACCAGACAAGCCGCUCGAGUUGCCAGUCUUUCCUUUGCUUUUAGGGAGAAAGAUAGUCGCCGGUAGUUAUAUUGGGAACUUGAAGGAGACACAAGAGAUGAUCAAUUUUGCAGCAAAUCACAACAUAACAGCAGACAUUGAAGUUAUUACAAUGGACUAUGUUAACACUGCCAUGAAGCGUCUUGCAAAAGGUGAUGUCAAAUACCGAUUUGUAAUCGACGUCGGGAACACUUUGAAUGCCGCCUAGAGGUUCCUAAAAUGUAAUUAUUAAUUUGAAAAGAAAAAGUGUCAUGUG